ACUUCAGUUUUAAAAGGUCAAGGUUAAGUAAUAUUCCGCCAUAUUAUUUUCCACAAAUUUGUAAGUAUUAAUGAGUUUUCAGCCCAUACAGCCUCAAAAGACUUAUAAGUUCUAUAAAUUUGAAAGAAUAUCUAAUCAAUUGUUCACCUUCCGAUCUUUAUAUAUCCAGUUGUUAGAUAUUGAUCAUUAUUAAAUAAUCAUGCAUGGUGGAAACAGGGACAAUCAUGAAUUUUCCUUGUUUAUCAACUGUGUAUUCUAUCGAAAAGAUAUCGCAUAAAGACUUAUCUGAUUAUUUAUUGCAGCUGGCUACUGGGAUUGAGACUCCAGGGGCCAAUAAUUGCAUGCUAAUAAGGUAAUUAAAUCAUUCACUAUAACUAAUAGUUUUAAAACAAACGAUUUCUCCUAGUCCAUGUCUACGCCUCAUCUGUCAUUUGGCAGCGGUGGCUUGUACGGUGCAAACACAAGUAGCACGGUUAGCAAUCUCACUGCGUCCUUUCAACGUCCCAUAUCGGCAUCUAACCAAUUUGGAAGGCCGGUAACACCAACAUCACCUUCAAGCCAACUUUCGCAAGGAGUGUUGAAUAGUCCCGUAAGAACACCAAGACAGAUGCCUUCUGUUGUGCCAGCACCACAGCUUAACGUUAAUAAACGACCUUUAGGGCCUCAAGCCAAUUUCUUGAACUCAUCCGGACCGUCUUUACCGUCAGUGUUCCCCAGAAGUCAAAGUCAAUUGGACCAGCCUAAUCUCGACUUAUCGGAAUUUCCGUCGUUAGGUCGUAGCUCAAGUUUAUCAUCUGCAAUAUCGACGCCGCGAAAUUACGUUAGCAUGGUGAACAAACAGUCUCAGGAAACGUCGUCAGAAUUCCAGAUUCAGAACGAAGACUUUCCUGCUUUACCCGGAUCGACUCCUUCGACACAAACAACAGUAAUAGAUGGUCGACCGUCAUCAACUGGAAGCGUUAUGAAUCAAACGACGAUCGUUAACCGGGAGACUUCACGACAAACGGAUGAUAAAAAGGGAAUUCAGACAUCUCGAGACGGAAUUGUUUCCAAUAUACCAUCGAAUAUGGUUACAGAUCAAUUUGGCAUAGUCGGACUUCUAACCUUUAUUCGAGCGGCCGAAAAUGAUCAAAGUUUAGUAGCUUUAGCUCCCGGCAUAGAUUUGACGACUCUAGGCUUGAAUCUAAACGCUCCGGAUAACUUAUAUCCUACAUUUUUAUCACCUUGGGCGGACGGACCGUGCCGGCCACAAGACAUCGAUUAUCACGUUCCGACAGAGUAUUUGACGAAUAUGUACAUCCGAGAAAAAUUGGCUCCCAUAAAACUAAAUCGAUAUGGAGAAGAUUUGCUCUUCUUUCAGUUUUAUAUGUACGGUGGGGAUUUAAUGCAAAUAGGAGCCGCAGCCGAAUUAUAUCACCGUGAUUGGCGAUACCAUAAGGAAGAAAAAGUGUGGAUUACAAGGGUUCAAGGUGUCGAUCCUAGUUAUAAAUCUUCAACAUACGAAAGAGGAACGUAUUAUGUUUUCGACGUGUCAACAUGGCGAAAAGUUGCUAAGGACAUGACGAUAGAAUACGAUAAAUUGGACGAAAGACCUGUAAUGCCUCACCCUCAAACGUAG
Messenger RNA from Dimorphilus gyrociliatus, 1618 nucleotides. Lineage: Eukaryota; Metazoa; Annelida; Polychaeta; Dinophilidae. The record is from the annotation of a GenBank genome assembly.